GGCAGCGCGCUCGGGGAUGGAGCGGGUCGGAGCGGGUCGAAGCGGGUCGGACUGGAUGGGAACGGAUCGGAACGCCGCUGCCUCGCCUCUCCACGGAACCCUGGGCGCUGAGUGACGGAUGACCCCAGCUCGCUUCUCCAGGACCCUCUGCUUUCCGCUGCGAUCCGCUGACUGAAACGUCGGCACCAUGGUCUAUCCGAAUGCGACCGUCUCGGCCAAUCACAGCUCGGAGCCCGAGAACUUCUACCGGCCGUUCUCGGUGUUCAGCGUCCUGACCCUCACCCUGCUGGCCAUGUUGGUCGUCGCCACGUUCGUGUGGAACGUGCUGGUGCUGGUGACCAUCCUGCGCGUGCGGACGUUCCACCGCGUGCCGCACAACCUGGUGGCCUCCAUGGCCGUGUCGGACGUGAUGGUGGCCGCGCUGGUCAUGCCCCUCAGCCUGGUUCACGAGCUGAACGGCCGGCGCUGGGCUCUGGGCCGGGUGCUCUGCCACGUGUGGGUCUCCUUCGACGUGCUCUGCUGCACGGCCAGCAUCUGGAACGUGACGGCCAUCGCUCUGGACCGCUACUGGUCCAUAACCCGGCACUUGGAGUACACCCUGAAGACCAGGAAGAGGAUCUCAAACUUGAUGAUCGCCCUCACCUGGCUGCUGUCGGCAGUCAUUUCGCUGUCGCCGCUCUUCGGCUGGGGGGAGACGUACUCCGAGAACCUCAUGGAGUGCCAGGUCAGCCAAGAACCUUCCUACACCAUCUUCUCCACCUUCGGCGCCUUCUACCUGCCCCUCUGCGUGGUGCUUUUUGUCUACUGGAAGAUCUACAAGGCGGCCAAGUUCCGCAUCGGGUCUCGGAAAACGAACACCAUCACGCCCAUGGCCGAAGUUAUCGAGGUGAAGGAGGCCGCCCGGCAACCCCAGAUGGUGUUCACGGUCCGGCACGCCGCGGUCACCUUCCAGACUGACGGGGAUACGUGGCGUGAGCAGAAAGAGCGGCGGGCGGCGCUCAUGGUGGGCAUUCUCAUCGGCGUCUUUGUGCUCUGCUGGAUCCCCUUCUUCAUCACGGAGCUCAUCCAGCCGCUGUGCAACUGCGAUGUGCCGCCGCUCUGGAAGAGCAUCUUCCUGUGGCUCGGCUACUCCAACUCCUUCUUCAACCCCCUCAUCUACACGGCCUUCAACAAGAACUACAACAACGCCUUCAGGAAUCUCUUCUCUCGCCAGCGCUGAGCGGCCCGAACAGGGCACACGCCUUCAUCCCCAAACACACACACACACCACCUGACAUCUUUAACGCCACCCCUCGAGAGAGAGAAACAAACACACGCUAUGCCAGGGGUCGGGAAUAUUUCCAUCCCUGCUUGGUGAUAAUCCAGCACCUCCGUGUGUCCCAGUUGACUGACAGUCAUUUUUAUCUGAAACUUUUUCCUCCAUUUGUGAGAUGACAUCAUCAUCAUCAUCAUCAUCACUACAUUGAGCCAGUGCAGUUGCAGAUUUCGACAAAGGGUUUCUUCUGUUUUUCGUGUUGAACGGCUGGGUGUUCAUGAAAUGCAUGUAAAUAAUGCAGCGGGCAACAGGUUAUAAGUCAUGUGCAGUUUGCCGGUGCAUAAAAAUAUGCAAAUGAACGUAAGGAAAGUACGUUAAUAAAGCGGAUGGCUCGGACCCUGUUGUCGCUGAGUCGUUCAGGCUGUUUGGGAGGGUCUUGCCCUGCUGCGCACAUCCUCUUGCUCGCUCUGCUAUGCCUGCCGCUGCCUCACCAAUUAGCCAGUUAUCCACCCCCUUCCCAUCAGAGCCCCAUUCCUCCCACACACACACACACACACACACAUA
Messenger RNA from Scleropages formosus (Asian bonytongue), 1819 nucleotides. RefSeq names its product 5-hydroxytryptamine receptor 5A-like. The record is from RefSeq and is a predicted model, not a curated record. NCBI's taxonomy places the organism in Eukaryota, Metazoa, Chordata, Actinopteri, Osteoglossiformes, Osteoglossidae. Gene Ontology annotation, biological process: adenylate cyclase-activating adrenergic receptor signaling pathway; positive regulation of MAPK cascade. Gene Ontology annotation, molecular function: G protein-coupled serotonin receptor activity. The transcript has 3 exons. The coding region runs from base 188 to 1219 and encodes 343 amino acids. Gene Ontology annotation, cellular component: plasma membrane.